AUGAACGUCAAAGAGAGAGCCAUGGUAAAGUACACGGAAGACGAAUUGCUUGAGUUUCAGGAAAUCGCCUACAAUCCCCAGCCACAGGUGUUGGACGCGUUCAACCAGAUGGUAGAUGAGGUACGCGAACAUGCAAAUGCUGAAAUAGAACGUCAGAAGCAUUUGAAGUGGAGCAAUGGCGACACGUAUAUCGAUGAAAAUGGUAAUGAAAGACCUUAUCAUCACUUGAAUCGUCGCCGGGGAUCGCGUUCUGGCGCCAAGCCAAAUUUGAAGAGAAAAGGUGCGGAAUCGGUGACGGUAGAUGAUGAUGGAUGGGCUACUUUAGCUAAGCCAAAAAAAUCAUUUGGAGCCGAGGAAGCAGGCGAAGAACGGACCAAGUUCCGGGACAGUUUAAAGGAUGGUUCGGUGAAGGCACGGCCCAACAACAAGAACCUUGGAUCGUCCAAAGCAGUGGAUCCUCGUGAUGCAAUUGCUGACAAGAACACCAUCAGUUUCAAUGCUUUUGAAGCAUUGGGAGAUGACAGUGAUGACGAUGACGAAUAA
Molecule: messenger RNA, 543 nt
Organism: Meyerozyma guilliermondii ATCC 6260
Lineage: Eukaryota; Fungi; Ascomycota; Pichiomycetes; Serinales; Debaryomycetaceae
Exons: 1
Coding region: 1-543 (180 amino acids)
Biological process (GO): translational initiation; negative regulation of translation
Source: RefSeq, a predicted model, not a curated record